UUGUUUGCUGGUGGUCGUACAUGCUACGGAUCAACUUAGAACAUUUCAUCUUUUACUACAUUGAAAUAGUUAUAUGUGAAGCUUGUAUCUGAUAUUAUGUUCAAUUGUUAAUCUACUUUAUGCUGAAAUAUGCCAUGGAGAUUUUACUUUCAGAAUCUAGCGUCGUCACGACAUAUUAUUUUGGCUGGUCAACAAGCACUGUGGCAGUUUUUCUUGCGUGUCUUGGCCUCACCGUUCUUCCAGUAAAUCUUGUUGUUGGGAGCUAUAUUAGUAACAUGUUUGAGGACAGGCAAAUUUUGUUGGCAUCUGAAAUUAUGGUUUGUCUUGGCAUACUCAUGAGCUUUCAAGUUGUAUUCCAGUAUUCUGUGCCACAAUAUGUCUGCUCAGGGCUCUUAUUGUUUGUAUCUGCUGAAGUUUUAGAAGGUGUAAAUUUGUCACUCCUAUCACGAGUCAUGUCCUCUAGACUUUCACGUGGAACCUACAACGGCGGCCUCUUGUCUACAGAAGCGGGAACCAUCGCUCGGGUGAUUGCAGAUGCGACUAUAACUCUUGCCGGGUAUUUAGGGGAGAGUAUGCUCUUGAAUGUUACUCUUCUUCCUUCACUUUUUAUAUGCAUAGUCUCCAUUCUCGCCACAUUUUGGACCUACAAUUCUCUCUACUGAUAUUGUCUCAUGUAAUUAGAAGAUAUUCUCAGCACCUCUCAAUUAUUUUACCUUCAUUCCUUCCUUUAUGGUUUAUCAA
Nicotiana tabacum (common tobacco) is the source of this 741-nucleotide messenger RNA. NCBI's taxonomy places the organism in Eukaryota, Viridiplantae, Streptophyta, Magnoliopsida, Solanales, Solanaceae. The record is from RefSeq and is a predicted model, not a curated record.